Messenger RNA from Anastrepha ludens (Mexican fruit fly), 627 nucleotides. RefSeq lists its product as uncharacterized. Bases 1 to 627 code for a protein of 208 amino acids. NCBI's taxonomy places the organism in Eukaryota, Metazoa, Arthropoda, Insecta, Diptera, Tephritidae. The transcript is spliced from 4 exons. The record is from RefSeq and is a predicted model, not a curated record.
AUGCUUUACCCUGCGCGUGUGCGCGCCUUUAAUUCACCUCAGUGGCCGACUGACUGGCCAAAUUGUGGCAAGGUGCGUUUUAACAAUUCCGACAACAACAAUAACAACAACAUCAAACUCAAAAUCAGCACAUCAGCAACAGUUGCAAUCGACACUCAGCAAGUCUCGGCUGCCGACGCGUCCCAGCAAUUGGCACGUGGUGCUGGUUAUAGUAAUGGUCCUGGCAAUGGUAAAGCUAAUCGUAAUAGUUAUGGUAAAAGCAUUGGUAAGAGUAAUGGUAAUUAUAAUGGUAAAAGUAUUGAUAAUGGUAAUGAAAAUAGUAAAGAUAUUGGUAAUGCUAACAAUAAAGGUAAAAAUAUUUGUAAUGGUAAUGGUAAAAGUUUUGGUGAAGGUGGUGGCCUAGGUAAAGGUAUUGGAACUACGACGCCUCCACGCAGUUGCGAGUGCUUCUGCAGCAGCGGCCCAUACAAUACCACUUUACUUGCAGUGACGAUAUGGAAGAGUCAACAAAGGCGAAUGGCGCCUGCCGACAUGAAUAGCCAACGAAAUCAUGUAAUUAUGUUGCCUUUUGUCAAGUUGGACAACGCAAUGCAACCCAACCAACAGAAGAAGCAGCAGCAGCAGUAA